Messenger RNA from Olea europaea var. sylvestris, 879 nucleotides. RefSeq lists its product as uncharacterized. The record is from RefSeq and is a predicted model, not a curated record. Gene Ontology annotation, molecular function: structural constituent of ribosome. Gene Ontology annotation, cellular component: mitochondrial large ribosomal subunit. Gene Ontology annotation, biological process: translation. The coding region runs from base 120 to 512 and encodes 130 amino acids. Lineage: Eukaryota; Viridiplantae; Streptophyta; Magnoliopsida; Lamiales; Oleaceae. The transcript has 3 exons.
GGACUUGGAUUUGAUUUGUAUGUCAAUCCCAUAUGGCUUCUCCACUGCUCUAUAGCUGAAAUUUCUCACUCGUGAUUUCACACAACACAGAGCUCAGCCGUACCGCAGUGAAAACUAAAAUGGCUUUAAGGGUAGCGACCCUAAAAUGCGCCUUCUCGAGCACGGGGUGUACUUUAGGAACACUCCGGCGAUUGGCGCACGCGAUAGCUCAGCCACCGCCUCUUGUUACCACCAUGAACCGCACGUCAUCGCCGUUGGGUUUCCCCGAAUAUAAAUACAGAAAUGAGAUCGAAGAUGUAUUUCCGAAUUGGUCAUUUAUAGGUGGCUCGAUGGAGCUUAUGGCUGUCCCCAAAAGGAAGGUUUCUCCACACAAGAGAGGCAUUAGGAAUGGACCAAAGGCUUUGAAACCUGUCCCAGUGAUCAUCCGUUGCAAGGUAUGCGGUCGAGUUAAGCUGCCACACUUCUUCUGUUGCAGUGGGAUUAAACCAAACGCGGGUGAACAGAAUGGUUGAACCAAUUUAUUAUUUGUGGAUUAUUGCUGCAUCAUGAUUUACAUAGAAUUAAGUUCUCAUGUGUUAGAAACAUAAAUCUGUACUGUACUGUUUAAAUUUAUAGUUCACCUUAAUGCAUCAACCAUGAUAAUUACCAUCGUUAUAAGCUUUCUUUAGUUUCUCGUUUCUGUUUUCCGACCUUCCAAAAGCUGCUAAAUAGAGCAAAUUGCAUAAAUAAUUUUGGAAAUAGCCACAAGUACAUGAAAUGUUUGAUAGAAUUAUUACCGAAGUUGACUUGGCGAAAUGUGAUUCGCCUGUUUCUUUUUUAUUUUUUUCAUUUUCCAAUGAAUGUAUGACAAAUGUUAUUUGUAAACAUUUUCUGUCAAAA